UUGUUCUCUUGGUUGUUCUACGGGACUUGGGACCCGAGUAUCGCUUCUGAUCUUGCGACUGUCGCAGUCUCCGCCGCGAAUCGAGCUCCUGCAAUCGUCGACUACACCGGCUAGUUCUAUGUCAGAGUUCUUAUCAUGAAGAAAGGUUUGAUGCGAUGGGAUGAUGAUGAUGAUGACUCAUCCGAGGAAUCAUCAUCGUCUUCUGCUUCUGACUCAAAUGUGGAUAAUAGUACAGAGACUGUGAAGAAGAAGAAGAGAAAGAGCAAGAAGCCAAUAGCGAGGUUUGCGAAGAAAGAUAAGAAAGCUUUUGACUAUGAAUCUCUGCAGCAGCAUGGUUACAAAGCUGUUGGUCUUCCUGAUAUUUCUGCUCCCAUGGAGAAACAGGAUUGGUCAUGGGCUACGGGAAAGGAUACAAAAAGAGUAGAAGAAGUGAAAGAGAGUUAUAGAGAACGAGAAGCUACAAGAGCUGCGGUUACAGGUGGUGAGACGAUUGAGAAUGCGCAGUUGCGGACUGAUAGGAAGAAUCUCUCUUUUUCACAGAAGGAGAAGAAGAAGAGAGAUUUGGGACAAGCCAGUAGAGGCAAGAAUUACGUUGAAGAAGAGAAGAGACAGUUGAGAGAGAGUGGUGUUUACUCUGGUUUCGAUUCUUAAAAAUCUCAACUUUGAGGUAAAUCUUUGUAUUUUAUGGUAGUUUGAUAUGAAACUAAAGCUUGAUUUCUCUUGAAGCCACAAAUUUGUAUGGAGAAUAAUCAGUUACUUAGCAUUGUUUACUAUGGUUCUGAUUCCUGAAGAUCUCAGCUUUGAAGUGAUCUUAGUAUUUGAUAUGAAUGCGAAGAAGUAGGAUCUUGAUUUUA
Arabidopsis lyrata subsp. lyrata is the source of this 854-nucleotide messenger RNA. RefSeq names its product UPF0690 protein C1orf52 homolog. The record is from RefSeq and is a predicted model, not a curated record. Lineage: Eukaryota; Viridiplantae; Streptophyta; Magnoliopsida; Brassicales; Brassicaceae. The transcript is spliced from 3 exons. Bases 136 to 651 code for a protein of 171 amino acids.